AUGCCUCUCGAGGUCAUCUACGUUACCCGCCACGGCUUCCGGUCUACCUGGAGUGUCGACCCUUCCACAGGCAUCUACUCAGCGUCCAUCCCCUCGCCCACUGGCAUCCCCGCAGACCCAGCCUUGACCUCCCAUGGAGUCGCUCAGGCAAAGCAGAUGGGUACCCACCUGAUGACCCUGGACCCUCCAGUCGACGUCGUGUACUCUAGUCCCUACUACAGGUGUCUUGAGACCAUCACCCCUUUCGUGGAGCUCAAGAAGCAGCAGCUAGAAAAUGCACCUGCUGGAACCGACGCUACGGCGGCAACCAUCCGUCCCGAGUAUGGACUCUGUGAAUUCUUUGGCGCGGCUCCGUUCAAUCAUCCAAUCCCAGCGUCACCCGAGAAACUAAAGGCUUUCUUCCCGUCUUAUGAUGACACAUACGCUUCCGCCUUGGCGCCGUCGAGAAAGGGGGAAGGGAUUGAUGACCUUUACCGGAGAGUUGCCGGGGCAAUGCAAUCCAUUAUCGACCGCUGUGACGCGGAAGGAAAACGCGCAGUGGUCUUAUGCACCCAUGCCGCCGUCGUCAUUGCUCUGGGCCGUGUCCUCACCGGCCGUAUUCCAGACAGUGUUGAAACAAAGGACUUCCACGCCUACACCUGCGGGUUAAGCGUCUACCGCAGACAAGGCGCACAGGGCAGCGUGACUACGGAACGCGCGUCUGGUAUGUCGGCUGCCGACGCGGAAGACAUGGGAAAUUGGGAAUGCGAGCUCGAUAGCGAUUGCAGUUUCCUAAGCUCUGGAGAAGAGCGAGGCUGGAUGUUUUCAGGGGAUGAGUCCUUUGCUGGAACUGGAUCAAUGUCCCAAGAGCCAGAUGCGAAACUGUAG
This is a messenger RNA of Ilyonectria robusta, 867 nucleotides long. RefSeq names its product histidine phosphatase superfamily. The coding region runs from base 1 to 867 and encodes 288 amino acids. The record is from RefSeq and is a predicted model, not a curated record. The transcript has 4 exons. Lineage: Eukaryota; Fungi; Ascomycota; Sordariomycetes; Hypocreales; Nectriaceae.